Drosophila ananassae is the source of this 1748-nucleotide messenger RNA. It is a transcript of the gene Ate1, whose product is annotated as arginyl-tRNA--protein transferase 1. Gene Ontology annotation, molecular function: arginyl-tRNA--protein transferase activity. Gene Ontology annotation, biological process: protein arginylation. Gene Ontology annotation, cellular component: cytoplasm. The record is from RefSeq and is a predicted model, not a curated record. The coding region runs from base 128 to 1591 and encodes 487 amino acids. The transcript is spliced from 8 exons. Lineage: Eukaryota; Metazoa; Arthropoda; Insecta; Diptera; Drosophilidae.
UAUCGAUACUAUCGUUACAGGUCCAUCGAAUAUGUAAACUAUUUCGCAAUAGCGGCUCGGAAAUUCAAUUUAAAUACAUUUAAUUGCGAUAUGUUGACACAUUGAACGGCAAAAAGGCAUCGGCAACAUGAGCAUGAGCAUUGUGCAAUAUUUUGGCAACCAGCUGAGCAAGUGCGGCUACUGUUCCGGCACCAACUGCAGCAAGUCGCACGGUAUGCAUGCGUAUAGCAUGCGAUGCCAGGACUACCAGGAUCUCAUCGACCGCGGCUGGCGUCGCUGCGGAAACUACUGCUACAAGCUGCGCAAUGAGGAUACCUGCUGCCCCUGCUACACCAUCAAGUGCGAUGCCCUGGAGUUCAAGCUGACCAAGUCCAACAAGCGCAUUCUGAGGCGCAUGUCGCGGUAUUUGCGUGACGGAAAGCGUGAAUCUGGCUCUGGGAACGGUGGUGACGGGGAUGGGGAUGCGGAUGAUGCAGCAUUACAUGGCGAGGUCAAUGCCAGCGAGCCCCAACCGCAGCUGCCUGAUAAGAGUCCGGCUGUUAUCAAUGUGGAGCAAGUUGCGUCACUCGUGGAGGCUCAGAAGAAACCCAACCCGGUAGCCAAGCCGUCCCCACCAGCUGCUACCGGUCCGUCAGCUCCACCCCCAACUCUUGGCACCAACAAAUCUGCCGCACCGAUCUCGAAUGCGCCGCGCAAAAAGGCGAAGCAAAUGCGGUUGGAGCGUCGGCAGGCCAAACUGGGGGAUUUGGCACCACCGCCACCCACCAAGCCCGGUUCUCAGGAGAAGGGUCUACGCGACUUUAUAUCGUCUGCCAGCGAGAGUGACAAGCACAAGCUACAAAUCACUUUGGUCGCUUCCUCAGACAUUGAGCGCACUUGCGCUGAUGAGGUGCUCGCAUUGUAUCGCAAGUACCAGUUAGUCGUUCACAAUGAUAAUCCUGCACGCCUCACCCUUGCUAGUAUGCAGCGGUUCUUGGUCAAAUCGCCCCUUAAGAAUGAAAAGCCCAUCGAUGGGCCGGAAAUGGGUUACGGAUCGUUUCAUCAACAGUAUUGGCUGGACGAUAAGCUAAUAGCUGUGGGUGUAAUCGACAUACUGCCUGGAUCAGUCAGUUCUGUGUACUUCUUUUACGACCCAGAGUAUAGCUUCUUAUCGCUUGGAACAUAUGGAUCUCUCAGGGAAAUAGACUUUGUGCAGACGAUAGCCGAGAGUGUGCCGUCAUUGAAAUACUAUUACAUGGGCUUCUACAUUCACUCCUGCCCCAAAAUGCGCUACAAGGGCAAGCUGUCUGCCUCCUACUUGCUGUGCCCAGAGACUUACGUCUGGCUGUCGCUUACUGACGCCAUUCGUUCUAAGUUGGAUGAAAACAAAUACCAGCGUCUUAAUCCGGAUGAUUCUGCCAGGGAUGUGAAUGAGUUUCUGAUGGAGCACUUGGAUGAGGUUAUGCUGCUGCUAGAUUCCAAAACCUUUACUGAUUACAAGCACUAUUUGAAGAUUGUUGGCCAAGACAAGGAGCGAGACACGAUUGUAGAAUACAGCAGGCUAGUGGGAAAAGAUUGCGCCCGGAGGAUGCUGUAUGUUAACAUGUCCUAAAGAUGAACACAACUUUUAUUUUUAAUUGGUCGGUUUAGAGCCAUAGUAGAGAUUAAAACUCCCUUUGAUUGUUUAUUCAUUGUUGAUCUUAGCAAAUAUGUUCUAAAUUAAAUCAGCUUUACAGAAUAAUUAAAUGUUCAAUGGCCUUGCACUUAAA